This is a messenger RNA of Juglans regia (Persian walnut), 984 nucleotides long. RefSeq lists its product as uncharacterized. Bases 1 to 984 code for a protein of 327 amino acids. Lineage: Eukaryota; Viridiplantae; Streptophyta; Magnoliopsida; Fagales; Juglandaceae. The record is from RefSeq and is a predicted model, not a curated record. Gene Ontology annotation, molecular function: zinc ion binding; nucleic acid binding. The transcript has 2 exons.
AUGCCACCUCGCCGUCGAGAACGAAAUGUGUCAGAUUUGAAUGCAACCAAUAAUGAGAGGGAAGCAAAUACGAGUUCUUCCGAAGUACUACGAGCAGCAGCGCAUCAACUGAUAGACGAUCUCGCACAGAAUCCUUCGGGUCUUCAACGUAACAAUAGUGAAGGAGGAUGCACUUUCAAGCAAUUUAAUAGUACCCAUCCCCCCACUUUUGAUGGAAGAAGCGAUUCCAAUGCAGCUGAAGAUUGGAUGCAGGACAUUGAAGAGAUAUUCAGUGUUUUGGAGUGCACCGACCAACAAAAAGUUCGAUUUGCAGCUUUUAAAUUAAUCGGAGAAGCGAAGAGAUGGUGGAACUCUGAGAAAGCCAUCAGAGAAGCUGAUGGAACUGGAGUAGUAAGCUGGCCUCACUUUAAGCAAAACUUUUUCGACCGUUUCUUUCCGAGGGCAGACCGGGAAGCUAGAGCCCGAGAGUUUGCUAACUUGGUGCAAGGGAUCAUGACGAUUCAGAGUUUUUCGGAGUUAGUGCACAAGGCAAUUCUAGUAGAACAAAAUAUUAAGAGGGGUGUGGAAUUGCAAGAAACAAGAAAGAGAACUACUCUACAAGGAUCCUCGGGUAUGGAUCAAGGGCCAUGGAAGAAGAGAAAUGAAGGGAGCAACUCAGGUCAAAAGCGAAUGCAAGGGUUUCAAUCGAAUAACCUCUGCAAUUUUUGUAAUAGUGCACACACGGGAGAGUGCAGAAAAGAAAUGAGGACAUGUUUUCGAUGUGGAAAGUCCGGACAUUUUAUCAAAGAUUGUCCUUUGCUUCUGUCGGAUAACAGGAAGCCUAACCCACCUCUAGUUUCCCAACAGACAAGUCAAGGAAAUAAUCAACGUAGAAUGGGACCAGCCCGAGUGUUUGCUUUAACAUCUGAAGAUGCGGAGGACGACAACAAUGCAAUCACAGGUACCUCACUCUUUUUCUCCUUGAAAGCUUUAUGUCUUAGUUGA